Molecule: messenger RNA, 6040 nt
Organism: Dermacentor andersoni
Lineage: Eukaryota; Metazoa; Arthropoda; Arachnida; Ixodida; Ixodidae
Gene: SMC5
Product: structural maintenance of chromosomes 5
Biological process (GO): double-strand break repair via homologous recombination
Cellular component (GO): Smc5-Smc6 complex; nucleus
Molecular function (GO): single-stranded DNA binding
Source: RefSeq, a predicted model, not a curated record
GUGUCAUUUUUUUGUGUUGGUAGUCGCAUGUAAUGUGAGCGCGAAGUUGGAGGAAUAGUGGCACUCGUUUGAUGUGCUUACCUUAAGUGUCGCGUAUUAAUUGGCAAAAUGGACUACGCAAAUGGAGCCAUUGUCAGAAUCAAGUUGGAGAAUUUUAUGACAUACACUUAUGUGGAGGUUCUGCCAGGCCCCAACCUGAAUGUCAUAGUGGGCACCAAUGGUUCGGGCAAGUCGUCCCUUGUGUGUGCCAUCUGCCUCGGCCUAUGCGGCACACCCUACACUGUUGGACGAGCCUCCAAUGUCUCUGACUACAUCAGGCAUGGUGCUGAUGCUGCUGUCAUCGAGAUUGAGCUGUCUAACACAUCAGGCCGCAACAUUGUCAUUGAGAGAAGAAUCACUGGCAGCAAAAGCAUAUGGAAAGUGAAUGGUGUUGUGACGCCCCAGAAAUCUGUGGAGGCCAUAGUCGCAAAAAUGAACAUCCAAGUAAGCAACUUGUGCCAGUUUUUGCCCCAGGACCGGGUGGCGGACUUCGUGCGCAUGUCACGCCAAGAACUGCUUGAAGGCACCGAGCGUGCCAUUGGCAGCUCCAAUCUGUUCGAGUUGCAUCAGCGGCUCAAGGAGCUCCAGCAAAAGCGGAGCACUCUGGAGGCUGCGCUGCAGGGCCAGCAGACGCGACUGGAACAAGAACGUCAGAAGGUGUCACACCUGGACGCCGAAGUGAAGAAGUUCCAGGAGCACAAGGAAGUGCAGCAUCGCAUUGAGCGCAUGCGCCAGAAGUUGGCUUGGAUGGAAUACGAAAGUGCAAGGCACGUCUUUUUGGAGGAGAAGAAGCAGCUGCGAGAUGAAGAGGACAAGCUGAAGUUGAAGGAGAAGGAGCAGGCACCACUCCAGAGAAUGGUGGAUAAGUUGUCCAAGUGGCAGUCUGAUAUUGCUGCAACUGACAAGCGACUGAAAGGAGAGGUCGCUACUGCUACUAAAGGCUUGGAAGCUGCCCUGCAGAAUCUCACUGAACUUGCAGAGAAGUUCUUGUCAGUCAAGCAUGAGCUUAGGAGAAAGAUUCAAGAAGAAGAAGGGAGGAGUGAAAGGAUCAAGAAGUAUGUUGACGAAGUUGCUGGAAUUGAGCGAGAAGUUGCUGAAUCAUCAAGAGAAGAUGUAGAGGAAAAGAUUAAAGAACUGCAAGGGGAAAUACAGGCAUGCAACCAAGAGAUCAGCAGCGUCAGCAAUGAGAGGGCUACGGCAGAGAACUUUAUCAGGGACAAGCAGCGUGAAAGCAAUGCGGUUGUGCAGGAGAUAAAGCGCAUCAAGGACCUGUCGAACCAGAGGCUGGAGCUCCUAAGGCGACGAAGCCGAGACGCCUAUGAAGCGACUAUGUGGCUGCAGCAGAACGAGGGGCGUUUUAAAGGGAAAAUUUAUCCGCCUAUUAUGACUCAGAUUGACUUGCUGAACUCUGGUGAUGCCAAGUACGUUGAGGCACAGAUUCCAGCGAAAGACCUGCUGGCGUUCGUGGCAGAAUACCCAGAAGACCUCAACACAUUUCUGGGAGCCAUUAGAGAUACUCAGAAUCUCCGAAUCAAUGGAGUUGUUGUUCCAUUAGAGAGCUUGGAGUCCUUCAAGCCACGAAGGCCACUUUCCGAGAUCAGGCGGUAUGGCUUCCGGGCGUACAUCCAGUCUCUGUUCUCUGCCCCUGAUGGAGUGAUGCGCUACCUGUGCAAGCGAUACCGAGUGCAUGACAUCCCUGUCGGUGAUGCACACACUGAGGACUGCCUGGCUGAAGUGCGCCAACUGGGGAUCCGGCGGUUCUAUACCAAGGACAACCUGUACACCGUCAAAGUGUCGCAGUAUGAUCCCUCACGGACUGCGACUAUGUCCUCGGAGCUGUCUGCGCCCCGCUUGUUGACGAUGUCCGUGGAUGUCACCAACUUGAACAAGCUGGAAAAAGACAAGCAGGCUCUUGCCGAGGAGAUUGCUGCAAGAUCAGCUGAAGUGAAGAAACUGCAUGCAAACGAUAGGACUCUACAGCAACAACUUGAAGAGCUCAGAAUGGCAAAGAAGCGGCUUAUUGGCGAGCUGUCGCACAUUAAACAGCUCAGUGUUGUGCUUGAGCAGAAACGCAAUGCCCUCCAGCGACUCCAAAGUGAAGCCAUCGACCUGGACACGGAGCGUCAAAAGGCUGCCAGUGAGCAGCGAAAAAUAUGUGCCUGCAGAGUUGAAGAAGUGAAGAACUACAUAAAAAAACUAGAGGCCUGCUACAAGAAGCACCGUCUGUUUGCUGAGCAUCGCCUGGACAUGGUGAAGGCUGUGACUGACAAGAAGGAUGCUGAGGAAAAGCUCAGGGCGGCCCAGAAUGAGUACCACUCCGUGGAGAAUGUGGUGAAGAGCAUGCGGGAGAAGCUGCUGCAGCUAAAGCGGGAGGCCCAGAAGAAGCUGCACGAAGCCCAGGAAGCCACCAAGUGCCCAUCCAGCACGUUCACCAUCCCACCAGACGUGGCCAAGGAAUUCCAAACACUUCCAUCCACAGCCGAGGAGAUCGCCAAGAAGUUGCACGCAGAAGAAGUGAAGCUGAGCUGCAUGCUUCCUGUGGAUGUCUCAGUUGAGCGAGAGUACCACCAGCGGAAGCGAGACAUCAGCCAACUGGAGACAGACGUUGGCGAAAACGAGACUCAGCUGUCGCAACUGGAGGCGGAGAUGGAGGACACUCGGGGUCGCUGGCUGCCAAAUAUUGAGCAACUGCUGCAGAGGAUAAACGUCGGCUUUGGCCGUUUCUUCCGUGCCCUGGGAUGUGCAGGAGAUGUGUCCCUCUACCAGGGUGAGCAGGCACACCAGUAUGAUCAGUUUGGCGUCAACAUCCGGGUGAAGUUCAGAGACCAGGAGGCCUUGGCGGAGCUGUCUGCAGCGCACCAGAGCGGUGGAGAGCGGUCGGUGGCCACAGUGCUCUACAUGAUGGCUCUCCAGGAGCUGACGAGCGUGCCCUUCCGCUGCGUUGAUGAGAUCAAUCAGGGAAUGGAUUCGGAAAACGAGCGCAGAGUCUUUGAAAUGAUAAUGAACACUGCACGACAGAACUCUGCCCAGUACUUCUUGCUCACUCCUAAGCUGCUUCCAGACCUUCCCUAUGCUGAGAACGUGACCAUGAUAUUCAUCAGCAAGUGCACCAUCCAUAUGCCUGACUGGGAUCCCGACUCACUUGUUGGUCGUGGCACCGGCUUCGCUGCCCGUGUCCGACACAGUGCAUAACAUGUCAGGUCUUCGUGCUGUGUAGCUGUACAGUCAAACUGUCAACAUGCAGCUUCUGUAUGUUGCAUAAGGUAUUCUGCCUUAUUAAAGAUGUAGUAUUUUAAGACACCUGAAGCAAUGUGAACAAAUCCCUGCUAAAAAAAAGUAUUGUUAUAAUGGUGCUGCUGUGAGAUUUAAAUGUAAAUUUUUUUAGUGCCAGGACUUGUGCUGGGUACGCGCAGCUUUCAACUUGUUCUAUGCGUUUUCACAACGAAGUUGUGUACUGAUAUUGUUGUAAAGGACCAGACCUAAAAUUUGCACGAAGCUGUUUUUGAUGUUGUAGAUAAAGUCCUGCGCAAUUUUAAUUUCGGUUCAGAAGAACACUGCUAAAGUUUUAACAGUAGUUACUGCCUUAUUUAUGAAGGUGCCUUGAACGCAUUUUAGCUCUUUCUGCAUAAGUUGCGAGUGCACAGAAGAGCAGAAACUAUGUGGGUAUCGGAAAGCCACAAUGCUUGUAGCCUGGAUGCAACUCUGCUCUGGUGUAUUUUGUCGUAAUGUACAGUACGGUGCACUGUCAAAGGGAACAUCCAGUCAGUAUUUGCCUGCAAAUUGCUACUGAAUUAAGGCACGGUAACAUACUGACGAUCAUUUAGGGUAUAGAUAUCGGCCCAAUGUACACUGUUGGCCAUCUUUUCCCCUCAGUAAUGUAGGAGCAUUUCAGUUAUAUUGGCUUUAUUAACGCAUGGGUUUUUUCUUUAACAGUGGACUGUACUGCAUACUUCAUCAUUGUUUCAUACUGGCCUAGCCUUGAUGUUAAAGCAUUACGUCAUCUUUUGACUGCAUUUCAUUAUGUGAAGUUGUGGCCAACUUAUAUAAUGGCUUAAGUGUGAUAGUCAUGUACAAUUUUAAAAUUUAUGUUAAGUAGGAAUAAAAUCCUAAAUGUUGAUAAUUGAGCUUGCCUGUUAGUACAGCAGUAUAUGAAAUUGUUGCAUUGGGACUCACGGACAGACAUAAAAAUGGUAACAUGGGAAUGCUCAUGUGUUGCUUUUUUAUAUAAUGCGCUCUUGUAGAUUGACGACGCACAUAUGGAAAAACGAUGCUUUAUGUCCUAUGUUUCGGCUGAGGCCCAGCCUUCAUCAGGGAACACAUGAAACGGUAAAGCUUCUGUGCGUGUGUGUAUAUAUGUAAUAUAUAUAGUUUGUUGUUGAUGUGACCUUGCACUAUGAUUUAACAAUUUCCUGUCCCCUGGAAAAACAGUAGUUCUAGGGUAGUGGAGUAAAUAUUUGUUUCUCUCUCGCAGAGCAUGGUCGAUACUUAAGCCUAUAGAGUAGCAGAUUGUAAAGGAAGAAAUUCUCUUUCCAUGGUACUAGUCCCAAACAAUGUUUAUUGGAAAGAAUACGAAAAUAUACACAAACAAAAAUUUUGUAAAACAAAAUGAACCAUAUAAAAAUGCUAAUGUUGCUUCACACAGAGAGAACACCAAGAAAUUUUUUAGUCUACAUUUUCAACACAAAGGAUCUGUGCCAUAUUCCAGCAAAUAUCAGCUUUCAAUGUAAAGUAUUCUCAUAUCUAAGAUACGUAAAAAACGUUAGCCCUAUAUGUGAGGUCGACUCCUGGCCGUUUUUUGUUGCGAAACAACUCGUUGUGUGGGCCCUGACAAGUGAACUUGACCGAAGGAUUUUAACACCCGGCAGAUAAAAACUGUGACUGUUAGAACAUGCAGGAUGGAACAUGCAGCUGUGGAAGAACGCGCUGUGGAAAGAACCGCUGUGGAAGUGACGAGCGCGUGUCUGCGCGAGACGAGCACGUAUGACUGCACUGCACACCGCAUCUGGGGUAUGAGCCACUUAAAGGGACUCUAAAGGCAAAUAAGUCGACGUGGACUGUUUAAAUACCAUUCCAGAAACCUCGCAACGCUUGUUUCGUGCCAAGAAAUGACCUAGUUUGCAAGAAAAUUGCUCCGGAAGGGUCCGAGUACCUUUUUUCGAAAUUCACAUCUCCCGCCGCCCAACAAAGGGAGUGGUGACGUUGCAAUUCGCCAUCACGACCCCAUGACCACCCUUUGCUGCCGUCGGUGAGUAAAACGUCGCCCGAUAGACGGCGGUACCGAGUCAAGACAAAGCGGUGGAUUAGCCGCUGCAGCUGCAUUUUGAUCAAGUGGCGUAGGCCGUUCGGGCAUGCCGCGGCAUCACGUGGACGUUGAAUUCUCGGCUACUCGCAGUUUGUGCGAGUUUCGCGAGCCAGUAAAACCAGCGCAGCACUACGCGAUAACGAAACAACUGAAGCGUGGGCGGCGCGGAGUCGAGCGAAAACGAAACCUUUCGACCUUCGCGUCGUUGUCAAGGGUAAUUUCAGUCAGUUCUUUUUUUCUAGAAAUCACAUAUAACUGGACAAGUAGCAUUUUAUUUCGUCUUAUACUACAAUGCAAAGAUGUUUUUUUGCAAUUAGUGGUUCAGUACUAGUGACAAAGGAGUGUUUUCAUCAUCGGGCAAGUACUUGAAUAUCCCAUGGGAGUCUCUAAUCAUGUCCUGCAUUUACCUCAAUUUCUCUAUUAUUAAGGCUCUAUUCGCGAUAAUAGUGACGCCUUAGAGAUUCUCGAGUACUACUCUAUCGCUUUAGCUUGACUUAAUAUUUACAUUCAGUGUCCCUUUAAGGCUUUUGCCAUAAAACAUGGUACCAAAAAUGGCCGAUGGCGCAAAAAGUAAAAAACACUCGGAAGAAAUGCUCGAAUUGACGUAAAAUUUUUCAGUAUCUUCCCUACACUCUAAGAGAAGUUUACACCCUUUGAGUCGUAUCUUACCACACAACAAUAAACGCCAUCUGUCUUGUC